Staurois parvus is the source of this 333-nucleotide messenger RNA. The record is from the annotation of a GenBank genome assembly. Lineage: Eukaryota; Metazoa; Chordata; Amphibia; Anura; Ranidae.
GUCUGGCUCGACAGCGGGGCAUCGGGUCACCAGGUAUGACCGCGGGCACUGGGUCAUCAGGCAUUGGAUCGUCCGGCUCGACAGCGGGCAUCGGGUCACCAGGCAUGACAGUGGGCACCGGGUCAUCAAGUACCGGAUCGUCUGGCUCGACAGCGGGCACUGGGUCAUCAGGCGUGAUAGGAUCAUCAGGCUGGAUCAGUUCAUCAGGCUGGGUACAGACAUCAGGCUGGGUACAGACAUCAGGCUGAAGUGCGGGUGCUGAGGCACCAGGCUGAACCACGGAAGGCAGAGAAGAGCUGGAAGAUGGAACAGAGGAGGGAGCAGUUGCUACAG